AGCUGCAACGUUUUUGUUCUCUCUUUAGGAACACAGAACACUUUAUAUUCAGGAAUACAAGAAAAACGGCAAAGUGGAGUCAAGUACAUGCAGCAGCUUCAUGGGCUUGAAGGAUCAUCUAGGGCAUGAUUUAGGCCAUCUUUAUGUGGGGAGCACUGGCACCCAAAUAAAUGCAAUUGUACCUUGGUCAGUGGUGGAGAAGCCAACGAUGGAUAAAGUUAAUUCUAGGAAGGAAGAUGCAGACAAGGAGGCAUCUGAAGAAACAUCUGGAAGCUCCAGCUGUGACUCUGAAGAAAGCACAAAUUCUGAUAAUGAGUCGGAGAGACUGAAUAGUACUGCAUCAGAAUCACAGUUACUGCCUAAGACUCACCGACAACUGUGCCGAUCUCCUUGCUUAGAGCCUCAUAUAUUAAAAAGAAAUGAGAUUUUGCAAGACUUGAGGAUAGAAGAAGCUCAGAUAGUACCUAAGGAAGUCAGAAAGCCCCCUGAUGUGGUGAAAGAAUAUCAAACCAAACUGGAGUUUGCACUUAAGUUGGGUUACUCUGAAGAACAGGUUCAACUUGUACUAAAUAAACUUGGUACUGAUGCUUUAAUAAACGAUAUUUUGGGAGAACUUGUCAAACUUGGAAAUAAAACUGAGACUGACCAGGCUGUAAGUAAUGCUAGCACUAGUGUAAUGCGUGAAACGUCUUCCAUAGAGUCUCAGAGGUCAGAGUCUCCACUGCAGGAAGAUGUGACAGAGGAUGGUGACAACCUGAGGCCAAUAGUUAUUGAUGGCAGCAAUGUGGCAAUGAGCCAUGGGAACAAAGAAGUAUUUUCUUGUCGAGGAAUAAAAUUGGCAGUAGACUGGUUUUUGGAAAGAGGCCAUAAGGAUGUUACAGUGUUUGUGCCAGCAUGGAGGAAAGAACAGUCGAGACCUGAUGCUCUUAUCGCAGACCAAGAAAUCUUGCGUAAAUUAGAAAAAGAGAAGAUCCUUGUGUUCACACCAUCCCGUCGAGUGCAAGGAAGAAGGGUGGUAUGCUACGAUGACCGAUUUAUAGUGAAAUUGGCCUUUGAGUCAGACGGCAUCAUUGUUUCUAAUGAUAACUACAGGGAUCUAGCUAAUGAAAAGCCAGAAUGGAAGAAGUUCAUAGAUGAACGCUUGCUGAUGUAUUCAUUUGUUAAUGACAAAUUUAUGCCUCCUGAUGAUCCUCUUGGCCGCCAUGGCCCAAGUCUGGACAAUUUCCUUAGAAAGAAGCCUAUUGUACCAGAACAUAAGAAGCAACCAUGUCCAUAUGGGAAGAAAUGUACCUAUGGACACAAAUGCAAAUACUAUCAUCCAGAAAGAGGAAAUCAGCCUCAGCGAUCUGUAGCUGAUGAACUUCGUGCCAUGUCUAGAAGCACAGCUGCCAAGGCUACAAGUGAAGGAGGACUGGUAAAAAGCAAUAGUGUUCCCUGUAGCACUAAGAAUGAAGGCACUUCUGAGCUGAAGCGUGUUGCUCCAAAGAGGCAAUCGGAUCCCAGUAUAAGGACUCAAGUCUAUCAAGACUUGGAAGAAAAGCUUCCCACCAAAAACAAAUUGGAAACCAGGUCUGUACCUUCUUUAGUUAGUAUACCAAGUUCCUGUGCUGCAAAACCCCAAAGUACUGCACCUUUAGUCAACGGCCUUCCAUCUGGAGUUCACUUCCCACCUCAGGAUCAAAGACCACAGGGACAGUAUUCUACAGUGAUGAUGGCAACCAAAAAUCAUGGAACACCAAUGCCUUAUGACCAGUAUCCAAAAUGUGAGUCUCCUGUGGACGUAGGGUAUUACUCUAUGCUAAAUGCAUAUUCAAAUCUAAGUAUAUCUGGUCCACGUAGUCCUGAAAGGCGCUUCUCCUUGGACACAGAUUACAGGAUUAGCUCUGUAGCUUCUGACUGCAGCAGUGAAGGGAGCGUGAGCUGUGGUAGUAGUGAUUCCUAUGUGGGUUACAGCGAUCGCUCUUAUAUGAGUUCACCUGACCCACAGCUGGAAGAAAACUUGAAGUGCCAACAUAUGCACCCCCAUGGCCGCCUUAACUCUCAGCCCUUCUUACAAAGCUACCAUGAGCCUCUAGCACGAGUGCAAAGUUAUAGUCAUGAAGAACCAAAGCAUCACCACAAACCUCCAGUUCCAUACGUGGCUGUGCAUCUACAGCAUCCAACAGUCAGUGCUCGUUCUAGUUGCCCGAACGACUACUCUACAUCUCAGAGUCCAGCACAUUCAAAGACCAUGCAUCUGGGGAGAGCCCUUGUGUCCACAAGAAUAGACAGCAUUUCAGAUUCGCGUUUAUAUGAUAAUUCUCCAUUAAGACAUAGAAAGCCUUAUUCUGGCCAAGAUGGGCUUGGAAGUUGGGAUAGGCCAAAUUAUGGAAUCGAUGCGUACGGCUAUCGUCAGACCUACUCUUUACCUAGUAACCCCACGCAGCCGUGUUAUGAGCAAUUUGCCUUCCAAAGCCUACCUGAACAGCAGGACCAGACUUGGCGUGUACCUUACUGUGGAAUCCCUCAAGACCCUCCAAGGCAUCAAGACACCAGGGAGAAGGUUUACAUAAACCUGUGCAACAUCUUCCCCCCUGAUCUUGUGAGAAUUGUUAUGAAGAAGAACCCUCACGUGACAGAUGCUCAGCAGCUCGCUGCAGCCAUUUUAGUGGAAAAAUCUCAGCUAGGUUAUUGAAAGAUGAUGCAUCUUUGUGGUGUCUAGUAGUUUUCAGUUCAGCUCUAAUGCUGAGGGAGGUUUGCUACAAUAGCAUUUGGGAUCUCCUUCUCAGCAAGGAGGUUAUAUAGUAAUCCAUUUAUGUGAAAUACUGUAUCAUGGAGUCUGUAUGUAUAACCCCAUGCAUUGGAAGUAACUGAUAAAUUUUGUGUACUAGCUUGAAAAUUUUUUAAAGGCUAUAUUCAUGUUGGAGAAGGUUCCAGUUUAAAUUUAUGUGUGUGUGUGUGUAUAUAUAUGUAUGUGUGUGUGUGUGUGUGUGUAUAUAUAUACACACAUAUAUAUAUGUAUAUAUAUGUGUGUAUAUAUAUAUAGUCUGUGGUCUCUAGUUAUAAUCUUUGGUGCAUCAGGGGUUUAUAUGCAGCACUUUCUCUAUCCUUGUUACAUGUUUUUGGGAUUUUUGUUUUUGUUUUUUAACUUGCUGGAUGUUUGUCCUUGGGCUGCACGGCAUUAAAACGACCUGCAGAAAGAGGAUUUUGCUACUUCUGGCAGACAAUUUUCAAGCCAAGUUUCUGAACUUUUUACAACAGUAUAAAUAUGUUUUUGUUUGUUUGUUUUGUGGACUUUUUUGUGCUAUAAUCAUCUAUUUAUAGAAAACAAAGAUUUACUACAGCACUGACUUUAUUUUUUAAACAAAUUAAGUUACCAGUUAAUGGUGAAAUGGGUAACAAGAUAUUAGUAAUUUAUAGUAUGGCACUUUUCAUUGCUUGUUUUGUUUUGUUUGAAAAGGUAUGUGUUUUGUUAUGCAGUUGAUUAGUAAGAUCAGAUGCAAUCAGAGGAAAAAAAAUUUUUUUUACUAAUUUAUGGAUAAGGUGAAAGCCUUAUUGCCUGAUUUUCAAAGGUGCUGAGAAUUUGCAGCUCCCGUUAAACCUAAUAGAAACUGCAAAUGCUCAGGACGUUCUAAAAGCAGGCCACCCGGUUUCGACUCCCAUAUGUUGUUGUCCAGCUGUGUGUAUUUCUGGUCAGUAGAAAUGGGCCUGAAAUCUUAGGGUUCCUUUCAGUUGUUUUAUGUCUUUUUCUUUGUAUUGCUGCACAAGUAUACUGGAUAAAAUAUGCUUUUCAUAAAAUAUUUACCUGUUUUUAAAUAAUUUAAUUAUCUCAAUGCAAGUUUUGUAUUUAAGAUACUGUUCGAUUUUCUUGCUAUUUAUCAAGGCUGGCCUGAAAAGGUUGUGUGUGUUGAGGAUAUGCAACAUUUAUUAACUGCACUAUGGUAAUGGUAUUGUAGCUGAAAAUAAUAACUUAAACCUUUUUUCUUUCUGUUUUGGUUGGGGACGGGGGUGGGGGGAAGGGAUUGGGAGGAGAUAAAAUAUUGUAUUUGUUCCUGAAGUUAGUUUUUGGCCUGUUGUAUCUACACAAGGCCUGAUUCUUGCCACAAAUAGUGUAGUUUUAGAAACAGACAAAGCAGUCUGUUUUAGUACUAGUAAGGGAUAUUUCUGGUUUUAAGUCAUGGGUUUUACUAGCACCUCAUAAGCUUUUUUUAUAUAAUAGAAAUAGAUUUUGCAAUUGAUGACAAAUGUAUUUAUGUGACAUAGUCGGUUGCCUACAGUUUUAGGUUUCCAUGCAUUGUAAUGUUACUCAGUGUUAAAAAUCACUAGUUUACAAUGUUACUGCUGAUAAUUUUGGUACACUUACUGAAAUUUAAAGUAAGGCCCUGAAGAACCAGAAAGUACCUUUUACUGUUGAUACAAAUUGUAUCUUUUAAACUGAGAACUAUUUUGAUUUGUAGAUCUAGUGGAAACACAAAUGUAUAACUAUAAUUAGUCUUUUGGGCAACAUUUUAUCCCUUAUUUAAAAAUUAUAGAUAUCAGACAUAGAAUAAGAGCUAGGCAAUUAAAAAUAGUUAUUUAUUUAGGUGUCUGUCUCAAUUUUACAUGCUAAAAAGAAAAAGAAACUAUUGGCAUCUUCUUCCUUCUAAAAUCUUUAUAGUAUAAACUCACUAAAAUAAAGGUAAAAUGCUGCCUGAAAAUGAUGUCCAAGCACCUUUGAAUAGGAAGACAUUUUCACUACUUGUGCGACACCAUGUGUUGCAACGAGUAGGAUUUGGGUAUACAGCAAAUGCUUCUAAAAAGCAUUGUGCUUAUAGACAUAUCCAAUAAUCUGAACCAUGUUCAGCAAACUCUUUCAGGAAGUAGUGUUCUGUACAGCUUUUACUGUUGAGUUGAUGUGGGAUCUGCAUUCAUCUGUCCCUGUGGCAAUACAGGAGGUGCUGUACCUAAUCUGCCCUGCGUUGUCUGGUUAGGGAGAGGACCUGUUCACUUGUGACAAUAGUUUUCCCUUGAUUUGGUUGGUCACUAUCUGUAGAACAUGUUUUAAUGUAGAGACCGAUACAGCACUAGCGCUGAGGUUUUGAAUGGUAAAUGGAUCUCAUCUUAGUUGUAUGCUAAGACUUUUUUUGAUUGAAUUACACUUAAGUACUACACCAUAGUGUAGAUGCAGCUGUUUUAAUAAUGCAAUUGUAUUUGUGUUUUUAAAAGAUGAGUUUCUACAUUUAUUUUUUAUGUAGGAAUUUACUUCUGCCAAAAGUUGAAUUCCUUUAAAAUGAACAGAAAUAUUUGUAUGUGGUAGAGGCAUUUUAUCUUUUUCCCUAUCACAUUAGCAUCAGAAUGCUUCCUACUAUAUACAUGUAGCAGUCUGGCUUAGAGUACUCAAUCAGCUGGCCUAGCCAUGUUGUUAAAGCUGUGAGAGGAGUAUAUCAGUAUUGAUUGCCUCCCUGUGUGUUUAAUGCAGUAUUGAAUCCCUGCAAGUGUGUUCGUUGCUAGAGAAUUCUUGAAACAUUUUAAGUUCUGUGCUUUGUAAUAGAGCACUAAAAACGCUUUAAAAGUAUAAGAACAGGAAUUAUUUGGUGGCUUUAAAUGUUGUGCAAUGAUGUACUGGUUCCCCUUAAAAUAUGUUACGCUGGGUAAAGAAAAUUUACUGCGGACAAAGUAUGGGCCUUAAUGUUGCCUUUGCUGUUAUGAAAGACAGACAGAAUGAGCAGUUGUUUGUGAACCCUUCCAGGAUGAAGAGAUCAGUCUAUAUAUUUAACAGCCUAUAAAGGGGACACCAGUAACAAACAUGAAAGUGAUAAUACUGGUCAAAUGUUAAUUUGUUUUAUGUAAUUGCAGUAAUGCAAAUAACAGAACUGUAACAUCACCUUUUUCCUAAACAGUAAAAAAUAGUUCAUCGAUCUUGUCUUUGCUCUAAUGGAGCACUAGAAUUUCAGUUAAGAGUAAAGUACCUUAAAGUUAGACCUGCCCUAUGACUAAAAAGAGGGCAGCAGUUUCCCUUGUCUUCAGUAUUUGAGAGUUGUUUUGAUACUUACCAGAAACUCUGUAUUUUUAAAUACAAUCCCAAGCUAUUAUUAGCUACAUGAGUAGUGGUAUGGAGAUGUACAGUAUUUUGAAUGCACAUUUAUAUUAGGCAUCUGCUCACACAGUUUUGUAUAACAGUGUGUUGUCAAUAUUUUGAGUUUUUAAAUAUGUCCCAGUAAUAGUUACUCUAAUGAGCUAAAUGUACCCAGACAACCUUUUUCCCUUGAUGACUCCAUUAUUUUGAACAGAAUUACCCAGAACUAAACAUGGCUCUUAUUUUAGAGCAAAGCUGCAACAGUGUUAUU
Molecule: messenger RNA, 6305 nt
Organism: Struthio camelus australis
Lineage: Eukaryota; Metazoa; Chordata; Aves; Struthioniformes; Struthionidae
Source: RefSeq, a predicted model, not a curated record